Messenger RNA from Trichogramma pretiosum, 6555 nucleotides. It is a transcript of the gene DopEcR, whose product is annotated as G-protein coupled receptor 52. Lineage: Eukaryota; Metazoa; Arthropoda; Insecta; Hymenoptera; Trichogrammatidae. The coding region runs from base 835 to 1776 and encodes 313 amino acids. Gene Ontology annotation, cellular component: membrane. Gene Ontology annotation, molecular function: G protein-coupled receptor activity; peptide binding. The record is from RefSeq and is a predicted model, not a curated record. The transcript has 4 exons. Gene Ontology annotation, biological process: G protein-coupled receptor signaling pathway.
CUGCUCGCUGCUGCUGCUGCUGCUGAACGACACAUUCUCUCGUUCGUGUAUAUACGUGUGCUCGAGUGUGUGCUGUGUCGUGUGCUGUGCGGAGAGAGAUCGAGAGGCGCGUGUUGUUCUCCUCGCAUUUACUACUCGCGUGUGCGUGGCCAGCAGUCCAGUGUGCAUUCAGCUGCGAGAGAGGUUGAGUAUAGUGCAAAGUAGAGAGAAAGAAACAACACAGCAGCGAGUGUGUGCGUUGCGUGCGUGUGCCCAGUAGUGCUCGAGUUUUGAUUUAUAGCUGCUGCUGGUGAUUUUAUUAUCGAGUUUUUCCUCCAAGAUUUAUACUGCUAUACACAUCGCGUUACGCACGAGGUGCACAGUGGUGUGUGUGUGGCUGUGUGAUCGCCCAAAAAUUUCGAGAGUAUAACGGAAACAUGCUAAUCCGGACGAGCUGAGACGGACAGGGAUAGAGAGAAGAAUUUUGGAAGCGACGCACGAGAGUCGUCGACAUGAUCGUCGUCAGAAGUGCGAGGUGGGAAGCGCGAGGGAAGCGGCCAAAUCCCAAGCAGGCGACCGACGACGGCCCACAAGACAGACUGAAAAAGAAUAAUCGAGCGCCGAGACAAUCGAUACACAAUUGAAGCUUCGCUUCACGCAAAAGCCAAGCAACUGGACGAGAGAAGAAGUAGAGGAAGAAGAAGAAGAGGAAGAGGAAGGCCAGCUGAAGCCAAACCAGUCGCCCUCGGUGCACUCGCGCCCUAAGGAGGUGACUGCUCGGCUCCGCGCCCUUAUCCAGGCCAGUCGACGGGGGAUGCAGCUGAGCAGCUCGAUCCUCACAGGGACGCCGCAGGCAUGGAGGAGCCCUCGCUCGAGGCCCCCAUGCAGGCGGGCUUCAUCUUCGUGGUCGGCGUCGCCAUCAUACUCUCGAAUCUGCUCAUCAUCGCCACUUAUCUCAAUUAUCGGGGCCCCACCGAGGUGAUAAACUACUACCUGCUGUCGCUCGCCACGGCCGAUCUGCUGUGCGGCCUGCUGGUCGUGCCGCUCUCGGUCUAUCCGGCCCUGGUCAGGAGAUGGGUCUACGGCGACAUCGUGUGCCGCCUCGUCGGCUAUCUCGAGGUCACCCUCUGGGCCGUGUCCGUCUACACGUUCAUGUGGAUCUCCGUCGAUCGCUAUCUCGCCAUCAGAAAACCACUGCGCUACGAGACGGUCCAGACGAAGACGCGCUGCCAGUGCUGGAUGGCGUUCACCUGGAUCUCGGUGGCGAUGAUGUGCUGCCCGCCCCUGCUGGGCUUCAACAAGGCCAUCUUCGACUCGGAGGCGUUCAUCUGCAUGCUCGACUGGGGUAACAUGGCCGCCUACACGAUCACCCUGUCGAUCCUCGUGCUCGGGCCCUCGGUCAUCACCAUCGUCUACACGUACUUCUACAUAUUCUCGAUGAUGAGGAAGCUGAGGUCGGGCGUGCCCAUACACGACAAGGAGUACGCCACUGCCCUGUCGGAGAACCUGAGCAAUCCAAGCCACAUCAUGUCCUUCGUCCUGGUCAUGGCGUUCUGGAUCUCGUGGGCGCCCUACGCCGGCCUCAGGAUCUGGUCCUCGCUCAACGGGCCACCGCAGGUGCCGUUCCUACACUUCGCCGUCGUGUGGUUCGGGGUGACCAACAGCUUCUGGAAGGCCGUGGUGCUGGGCACCCUCAGUCCGCAGUUCCGCCUGGCGGCGCGCGUCCUCUGCCUGACGCUCUGCUGCCGGCAUCGCCGACUGCCCCCAGAGCUGCUCGGACUCGACGACGAUGAUUGAAAGAUAAGACGAGAGAUGACGUGUCACAGACAACAACAACAACAGAACAACAACAACAAUGAUUCCUCAGUUAUUAUCGCCAACAGCAGCAGCAGCAGCAACAACGAUUCCACUUACUCCUCGGCCGCCAGGUCCAUGCUAUUGGCUUGCGUGCGCGGCUUCGUGCAGAUGAUCCUGUCGACCCGCGUCAAGAUCAAUUUCGUGCGCUUUGGCUGCUUCGUCGUGCCCACGCCCAGGUUGCGCGACGUCGAUUAUCCCGCUUGAUUUUUACCCUUUUUUAUUAUUAUUUUUGUUUCGAUUCAUUUUAUAUUUUUACUCCACACACACGUACAGACGCGCACACAUAAUUCGACACGAUUACACACAGAAAUAACGCAAAUGCGAGUCCGUUUGUUCGACCAAAAAAGUUUGGGAGGUGGACACGCGAAUCUCGAUGGCUCGGCGGCGACGGCGGCGGCGCGCGUAAUAACGUCCAUUAAAUUAUGUAUUACAAUUUACUCUGUCAACAACUAUAAGCUGUGCAAAGUUAUAAUAUGUAAUAAAUGAUGCAAACGCGUCGAAAACACGUGUGUAUAAGUGAACGAAAAAAUAAAAACUUUUGAAAACUGCAGAAGCAGCGGUAUAUAUGUACGUGCGCCCAACUAUUAUUAUGGCCUUGCACACGACCGUAUAGCUUAAAAAAAAAAAGUAAAAUUGCAUCGUGUUUAUUAUUAUGUGCGCAGCUCGAUGGACAGGCUCGAUAAUUCGCAACUAUAGCCGUGUAUAAUGACACACAAAAAACGAUCUGCGACGUACUGCGUACAUAUCAUAAUAUACCAUGGGUAAAACUCAAAUGACUUGGUGGCUUUGAAUCGCCUUUUUUUUAAAUGAUUCAAAAAUCUCAUAGGGUUCAUUUGAAAAUAUUAUGAAAAAAAUUCGAUUAAUAACUUCAAGUAUAGAUGUAAUUGUUAAACAAUUCAAAAUCCACAACACCAUUGUACGGUAAAGUGACCAAAUUAUAUGAAUUUUCCCAUGAUUGCAUCAGUUCAUAAUAUAAAAACCACCAAGAAAGACUGGACUACUCACGACUACUAUAUUAUACUAAUACCGUAUUUAUGGUUUAACUAUAAAUAUAAGCGCAUAAGAUACGUAAAUGAAAAAAAAAUAACUACAUAAAAUAGGCUAGUCGGCAAAAAAGUGCUAGAUGACAAUUUUACUUAAAGUAUAAGUCUAUAUUACAGCGAAAAAUCCGAUGAUCGAUCGCCGCGUCCAUCGAGAAAUUCACGCGAAUUCCACCUCCCAGGAACGACAUAUUAUAAAUCCCCCCUUGCAGCAGCGACACAACGUUGUUUUGUCAUCGCGUCACUCUCUCUGUCUGUCUACCAAAAAAACAAACCAAAAAAAAAAACAAUGUCCCGAAUGGACUGAAAACACGCAUCGCGCUACGUCACGAUUGAAAAAAAAUUAUAUAACUACAAAAAUAAAGAUAAUUAAGAUCGAACAAAAAAAAUCACCGACUCGAGGAAGCUAAUAUUUGCCAACCCUACGUUGCAAAAUUACGCAACAGAGCGAUGUUACGUGUCGUUCUUUAUUAAUAAAUACACACACUUUGCUAAUAAAUAAAAAAAUAUUAUUGAAAAAAUAUAUAUGUAUCUAUAUAACGAUAGAUAUGUUUUACCCAUUUACGCAUCGAAUUAAUAUGCUUUUCAGCGCAUAUAAAAAUCAUACUUUGGAAGAUCUGCUUUUCACGCGCGUCAUCCCGCUCGAGCAUAAAACAUUUUUCUCGCGCUCACUUUAAUGCUUGCGUAAAUUUUUGCACGUAAUUAAAAGUUUUUCUUUCGUUAUUUUUCAUUUUCUGUUAAAAGAUGAUUAUGAUUUAAAAAAUGUGCACAUUUUAGUAAGUAUUAUUACAUACUUAACUGAUAUCAUCUCUCUCAACAAGAACACAAUCAGAGACAGUAUAAACAAAAACACACGUAAAUGGAUAAACAAUAUUAAUUAAUAUAAAUGAUUAGAAUUAAUGUGUAUGAAUUGUAUGUACGUGGGUGUGAUAAAAAAAGCUCACUAAACAUAAAUAUAUAAUAAUAAAAAAAAUAUAACGUGGAUAUACUACGAUAACGAGUGAACAGAGAGAGAUAGAGAGGAAAGUGAUGCAUUUGAGCGCGAGGAGCGCAAAUAUUGUUAUUGAUCUGAUUGAUGCGAGUGCAGCGAUUGAUCGACGUGUGACAUGAAUUUGGAAAGAGGUUAAAAAAAAUGUGUGAAGUACUUAGCGUAUAUAGUUAUAUAUAAAUAAAAAUUACAAAUAUAUUUGCUCAGCAGCUGCCGCCACAAAUGCAACUGGCGUGAUUCGAAUCGAAUUUUUGUAUAUUAUAAAGCUAAUCAAACUUUUUAGCAAAAAACUUAGUGUAAAAAAAUCAGUGCAACAUCACAACGUUACUAUUAAUGAUUAUGAAAAUAAAAAAUAAAAAUAAUAGUUAUGUGAGUACGACAAGACAUAUGUGAUGUUUCGUUUGUCAAUAUAAGGUACACACAUUUGCAAAGCGAAUUUUUUCAUUGUUUUCGUUUUUUGCCUAUUAUAUAUUACAUAAAUUGUCUUUUGCACGAGAAGCGCAGGUAGCAAUGAGAUGCAGACUAUCGAAGGGAACACUACGAAACAGUAGCAAAGUUUAUUGUGAUGUUGAAUCGUCGAUGGUUUUUACAUUUUAUUAUUGUUUUAGCGUAUAAUGAUCGAACUUGUGAAGAAGAAAAAAUAAUUGAAAAUUUGCACACCAAUAUAUAAGUAUAAGUUUUUCUCGUUUUGUCUACGCGUGCGAACGUUUGGGGAAAACAUAUACGCGACAAAAAAAAAGGUGAAAAAAAAACCACGAACUAAAGUCUGCAAAACAAGCGUAUACCACACGUUCCACGAGUAUUUUAAAAACGCGCACGGUUUAAGUAAAAAAGAAAAGAAGCAAAAAAAGACACACAAUUGAUUUGCAUUUUUACACGAUUUCGCUCGUAUACGUAUAUGAAACGAUGGCUCGACAAAUCAAUUUAAUUCCUAUACGUAUAUUAAAAUACAUAUAAUUAAAUAUCAAAUGAACUGGUUUUUGUAAAACGAAGCAUGAUGAAAGUUUCUUUUUCCUAGAUGCAAAGCAAUUAUACAAUGUAAACAAAAGAAAAAAUUGUGUAAGAUAAAUUAACAAAAAAAAAAAAAAUAGAUAUUAAAUACAUAUGAUAUUGACAAAUAUAAUGAACAACAAUGAUACUUUUCUUACGAACUUAAAUGUGACGAAUGGUUAAAUAUGUUUACAAUUACAAAAGACAAAAAAUUUCACACGACUCAACGAUGUCACAGAAAAUUUUAAAAAAUGUAAAAAAAAAAUAUACGAUAGAAAACGAAAAAAAAAACAAAAUAAAACGUUAAAAUAUGAUAAAAAUUUUUAUCGAUCCUCGCUGGUCAUGUCAACUUGACUUCUACUUUAUAAGAAUAAUGUAGAAAAGCGUUACAGUAUAUAUUCCGAGGUAAAUUGCAGCUUCAUCACUUAAAAAUCGUCUCGCUUCGUUCGAUACCUCAAACUACUAAACCUAACUUAGAAUGAGAGAGGAGAGGACACGUUGUAAAAAAAAGAUGAAUAGACCAUUCGAAAAUUACAAUGCAAACUCGUUCAAAUGAGAUUUAAAAAGAGGUAAAAUUGAUAUAUUAUUCGAAUAAUUGUAAAGCAGUUAUAAAUUGCAGACGAAAUUUUCAUGUACUUGACGUAAAUAUUUUAGUAAAAAAAGAAAAGACGACGAAAAUACAAUAUUUUCUGCCCAUAGUAAUUCGCAUAUAUUAAAGGCCGAAGACGAAAUAAUUGUUGAAAAAAAUCUAUCGAGAAUCGUAUAAAAAUUUUCUGUAAUUUGUUCUUUUUUUCGCGUGAAACUGUUCGAAGGAAAUGAGUAAGUGGAAAAAAAUUAUAAAUAAAAUAAUGUCGUAAUCCAAAGCGUUCAAAGGUGUGUGCAUGCGCACGAAACAGAUGUAUAGAAAAGAAAAUAAUAUAAAUACAAUGUAAAAGAGACUAGUCAAUUAACAAAAAGUCUAGCUACUGAAAAAAAAAUUCUAUGAAGAAAAAAAAUUAUAAAUAUAUCUAUGCUAUAAUGCAACGUGACAUCGAUGCGACGUUUUUUUCGUCAAUCCCCACGUGCUCAUUAAAAGUUUUUCUUUUAACGAGGUCUUCACUUUUGUCCGCGUUACUCCGACGAUUUUACAAACUGCAAUAUCCAAACUGACUGUUAAUUUUUCUUUUUUGAUUCAGAAAAAAAUAUUAUGUAUUACUGAACCUCGAAUCAUCGAAAUUACUAAAAUUAUUUUGUACAUCAAUUGAUCAAGACAGCAAUAGAUCUAACUUUUUUGACUUACAAUAUUGAUCGACUGUACAUUUGAUUAUCUUUAAUGCCAAAGCCAGUCGCGCCAUAAUCUUGUUAGGCUUUGUCUAAUAACAUUACAAUGAGCUUAAUUUAAUGAUGCGAAAUCAUUGUAGAUAAAUAAAUUAGUAAAGAUAAAUUAUAAAAAAAUGGAACGCAACCGCUUUGAGUAUUAAAAGUCGUAAAAAAAAACUUUUAUUUCUAUUUUCGGGGGCCGUUGCUGUACUGCAACCUCGAAAUUGAAAAAAAAAGAAAAGACAAUGCUUAUUAGUUAUAAUUUUUACGUACUGUUAUGACACCGUAGAAUUUAUUAUCCUAUGGCAUAAUUACUUUAUUAUUGUACAAAUUCGAUUGUUAAUAGAUUUGACUUGUUAUAAUGUUAAGAUGUGUAAAUAAAAACUAAUUUGUUAAUAGAAA